Molecule: messenger RNA, 900 nt
Organism: Didymodactylos carnosus
Lineage: Eukaryota; Metazoa; Rotifera; Eurotatoria; Philodinida; Philodinidae
Source: the annotation of a GenBank genome assembly
AUGGAUGGAACGUAUUGCAACGUUCCUGCUCUUCCUUUACAUACCGAAAAAUUUCGGGGAAAAAGGCAAUUUGGUACCGAUGUAUUGAUCAACAAUUGGUUUGAAGAUCGCUCAAAAUACAAAGAAUCAAGUUACCUUCACAACACUACUUAUCGAAUCGAUUAUCCCGGUCAUCCCGAUGCUCGACCUGACACUGUUCUUCGUCGAAAACUCUUGUUAGCACAACAAGAGCGUCCAGCAAAAUUACUUACUGGUCAUCACGACAUUGAUGAUCGCAAAAAUUUAAUCACUUGGUAUGAUGAACAUUAUAAUGGUCGGCCAAGACCGAUUGAUCAACAAUUUCCACAUAAUAGAAGAUGGGAAGUAGCGAAUGAUCGGUGGGUUCCUGAAAAAACUGAUUAUCCACUUUUGGCAGAACCAACGUCCUGGGGACUAAGUCGAAAGAAAGGAGAAGAAACACAUCAGUUACAAAGACAACGAACAAUGCCAGAUAUGAGAUAUCAUAUACAUCCGUGUGAAAGUUAUAAAGAAGCAAAACGAGUUGGUAUACCAAAAGUAUUUAGUACAGCAUUAGAUAAAACAAAUGCUAUUAAUAAAAAUAUUAAUUAUCGUAAUACACUUAAUAGUGCACCACGUUUACCCUCUACUCGUGAUGUCCUGGAUAUUCAAUAUGACAUGUUUAAACGUUCAAACAUUCCACGAACCUAUUUUUAUUUGGGCAAAGUGCCAGAUGUUAUUGAUCAAGAAACACGAAAUAAAUUUCCAUUCUUACCAGCACCUCAUUUAUGUUCAGUAUCGUCGUGUGAUAUCAAUCAGAUGUCCUGUGGAGUGGAAGAAAAUUCAAAUAAUCAAAUUAAUCAGCCACAACAACAGCAAGAGACCACAGUAGUGGCACAAUAA